AUGAAUUCGCGGCUCUCGUUGGAGAGAGUCAAGACAGCGCCGGCGGGCUUGAAGACGAAGACUGUCUUCAACAAGGCUCGAGACAGGGACAGCAGCGCAAGCAGCAAUCGCAAGGCGAGGAGCAGAGGUUCUCCGGGGACUCGUGCGUCCAGGCCGCCUUCCGUUGCGACCCCUUACCCUUAUCCAAGAGACGAGUCCUCAGAACGGACAACUUCGCCACCAAUGUGUUGUCUGCCCCCUCCUCCUUCCAGCUCCACAAGCAUGACAGCCAUCAACCAUUCAUUGUUGGGCGACGUUGUUCAAGAAGUGCCGAGAGUACGCCCAGUGAAAGAGUGGGAGAGCCCAGCGCUCAUGGUGGAUGGCAGCGGAGAUGUAGCACGCAGAGGAACGACGUCGCUGCCCAAAUUGUGGAAGCAAGCUCGGAAGGAGGCCAAUGCACGACGAGAGGAUCGACAGAUUUUUCGACUCAGGAGGGAAUACGCGGAUCUGAUGACCAGCAGAUCGAAGAACGGGUCAGAAUCACCCUCGUCGAUGCAAUAUCUUGGUCAACACAAGUUCAAAUGCCCUCAUUGCAUUCACUGCCAGCACUCCGAACGCUCUGCAGAGCCCACGGCGCCAUCACAAAGUCAGACCCCGAAGAUCUAUCCCCAAAGUCGACCAAGGAGCAGUCGUUCAACUUCAGAUCUGAAGCACAAACAGAGCAGGAGUACCUUGGGCUCCAAAACCAGAAUGCCACGUGCAGUCAGCUUGAUGGCAGUGUGGAGCCGCCCUCGGACACACAAACAACGGAAACUGUACAAGAGCGGCUCAGACGAGAGGAUCCGAAGGGCGUCGGAAGCGGCGCUUUACCAUCUACGCAGAAUUCCAACAUCGGCAUCAAGUCGGGCCUAAAAGUCGCUGAUCGAAUACGGAAUUUUGAACAAAGGGCGGUUCCUUCGAUGUCAGCCAACGCGGCGACGCGAGACAAAAAAUUUCAGCAUGCAAAAGAUUCUUCUGGGUCUGAUCGGAGCCGCACGAGCAAGGGCGAAACGCCACUUGUCUUCCCUCUUCAUCUAAAGAAGUUCCGAAGACGAGCCAGCGGUGCAAGUCCAUUGCUCCGGGCAGAAACACCGCUGUAUCGAUCCCAGCCGGAAGGAUACCAAUAUCUUCAUGCACCUCUGCCGCAAAGACGGAGCACGCUGGUUGCGAACACACCGCCAGGAACCCCACCGCCACUCGAAGCGGGCGAGGACCUAGCUGAAUUGGCCCUUCAACAAGCCAACGACGAGGCCGCAAAGUCAGGGAGGAACAGGGAGGAGCAAAAAUCCACGCCUGACACUUCGAAUGAUGUCCUGUCAUCGACUGCACCCAGCAUUUCAUUGACAGAACCAAACAAGACAGACCCGGAAGACAUGUCCCCUGAACCCGCUUCCCGUGCUGCAUCACAGCAGUCAGUCAAUACCACUGCGGAUCCACCUCCAACUCGUGCAUUCCAGCAGCCAACCGCCGGUGGCAAAAGGACAGCCCGGGCAUUGCAGCCUCCAGCUCCCGUCGCUUCGAGCAAAUUUCUCUCACCGACUCUGAAACAGCGCAUCAACCCAUUUGCUCACUUUCACGGAACUCGUGGCACCUGUGUUCGACAUGGAAGAAAGUACGGCAACGGUAGCCGGGAACAACGAAGCGCGCCAGCGGUGAGGGAGAUGUUUGUAAAAGGCAGAAGUGGUGCGUAUCUACCUGUUGGCUUGCCGGAGCGGACAAAUGUGGAUGCGACUAGUCCUUGGAGAUAUCUGACGAAUCGUAUAGAUGCCUCCAAGUCGUACAGCGAUGCUUGCCCAGAUUGUGUGGCCGAGCUUCACAUUCGAAAGAGAGAGCUUGACCAAAGUUCGGAAGGAUCCGUGCAGCCUACGGUGCAAGCGGUGAGAAAAAUUGCAACAAAUGACGGGAGCAUGAAUCCAAUUGCUUCUGGUUUUGCAACUCUGUCUGUGCCAGCAGACCAGUCGAACUCAAAUCCACCAUCUGUGAUCGAGAAGCAAGGGGUCACGGAAUCGACAAAGCCUGCAGCGGAGACUCCAGAGGAAGUGAGCGUUCCUUUUGCAGGUGACAGUGCUGGUUUGUCCAGGGGAGACACCUUCGGCUCUACUCUCGUGGAGCCAUCCUCAAGCCUGAGGAGCAGUCCGUAUCCGGUCUCCGUGGCGAGUAGCAACGAGAAGGAAAAGACUUCGUCCAUGGAUGGAGACGGGCUGGCAUCAACUCGAGCAGGGUCAGAGGCUCAGUCUAGUUCCGGCUCUGUCAGGGAAGAGUCUUACCCGGCAGAUGGAGAGCAGCCUACAUCGCUCGGACCAAGAACAAAAUCUGUCCAUUUCCGCGAUCCGCCUCCCACCAUUGAAGGUGGACAGCUCGUCAUCUCUCGUGAUCUCGGGGAAGGCUAUGAUGCUAUGAUAUUGGAGCGAGGUGGACGUCUGGAAAGACUGGUAAUGAAUUCGCGUCAUGGCCAGCCGAACGCAGAAACGAUGGCAAGGAUUGCUCGCGAGCUGCUGAUGGUCUCAAGCGCUCUCAGUGAUGCUCAAGCUGGUCUGUCUCCCGAAAGCUCCACUACAAGCGAAACGGACAGGACUGUCGUCGUUGACAGAGGCUCUCACGUCGAGUUUGCGCAGGAAGUCUCGGAUGACGAGGUCAUCAGUCUCUUCGACGAGGCUACUGGUACUCUCGAACCCGGGCUUGCGCACCACACGCCCUCACCCAUCCCGCAUGCUCAGCAUCCUGACAUUGAAGGGGAAUAUGAGGCACUUCAGGAACAUUUUGGUGUCAAUGAGCCGUAUGCAUCCUUUGCCGAGGCUGGUGAUUCUCUCCUCAGUCGCCAAGCGCUUCAACCGUCGCAGCAAAGCACUUCGCGCUGGCCAAUUCCUCUCAAUUACUCCUUCGGAUCCACACAAUCUCUCAUGACAGACCGCUACAGGAGCUCCUCCGACGACUCACAGCCCCCAGCCUCCAUCAGAGUCAGCUCGCGCAAUUCCAAUAUGGGUUCAGAGGAAGUUCCGAUUACAACUUCCUCACCCGAAGCCGAGCAGAUGUCGUCCUCCCCUACACUCCCCUCGCAUGUUCUCCGCGCCGAGGAUACCAUGUCUCCAACUCUCCCGGAACCGCAUUCUCCGCUGUUCUUCACGAGUUCGACGGCGCCUUCUCUUGGUGAACCGAGUCCCAUCUUCGGAAAGGUUCUACCCAUCUACCCUGAGAAUCCAAUGUCGUCUCCACUUCCUGGUCCGCCUACACCGACUGCCGCGAGCCCGCAGGUUGCGCCGCAGUCUCCUCCAGAAUCUUUCCGUGAGUUGAGUCGCGCUGAUUCGAAAGUCAUACGGCAUGUGAUGAGGAUGGAUAUUCAGAACAAGGCUGUUCAGGAGGCUGCGGAGAAAGAAAGGCAGGCGAGAAGGCAGAGGAGCAUUCUGGCGGAUGCGAAAAGGGCGCUUGGGAUUCAUUGA
Lecanosticta acicola is the source of this 3455-nucleotide messenger RNA. The record is from the annotation of a GenBank genome assembly. NCBI's taxonomy places the organism in Eukaryota, Fungi, Ascomycota, Dothideomycetes, Mycosphaerellales, Mycosphaerellaceae.